This is a messenger RNA of Spodoptera exigua (beet armyworm), 888 nucleotides long. The record is from the annotation of a GenBank genome assembly. NCBI's taxonomy places the organism in Eukaryota, Metazoa, Arthropoda, Insecta, Lepidoptera, Noctuidae.
AUGGACGAAAUUGAAAAAGAGAAAAUAGCGGCAUUGCCAUCACAGCUACUCGUAACUACAAUAUGCCAUCCUAUGGAAUAUGCGAAAGUGCUCAUACAACUGGGGUACGAGCCCUUACCGCCGCGCCGGUCUACGACACUGUUUGGACGCCCUGCCAUGAUAUUACCUAACGUUUUCCAAUACAUCAAGUUUAUCAAAACAUCAGAUGGAUUUUUCGGCUGCUACAGAGGCCUAUCUGCGAGAGUACUCGGGCUGAUUGCGUCCAGUCAACUGACAUCUAAGGUAAUCUUUGCGAUGGGUAUUGAUUUGCCAGAAAUCAAUGACCCUCCAAAUAUUGUCACUGAUGAGGAGCCCAAGGUUGAAGAUUACAUCAAGCUGGGCCGCCGAGACAUGAUAAUGCACACAGCUUCUGUCAUUGUGUCUUAUCCAUUCCAUGUUGUGUCUGUAAGGAUGAUGGCCUCAUUUAUUGGCAAAGAGGAAGAUUAUAGCUCUUUGAUAGGUGCAAUUGCGUCUAUUUACAGAGAUGAUGGCAUCCGUGGGUUCUUCCACGGAAUCAUACCUAAGCUUCUUGGUGAUUUAACUUGUGUUGCAGUGACAGGAGUUUUGGCUUACUAUGUGAACAAAUACCUCGUCAAAACUAAAGAUCUGCGAUACUACACAGUACCCCUGUUAACCUUUGUGACUAGUACUAUCACUUACCCACUGGUUGUGGUGUCCACCUGCAUGGCUGUGGCUGGCUGCAGCCUGUCAGCUGGCAACCCUCCCAAUAUGCCCAAGUACCCAUCUUGGCAAGCCUGCUGGAGGGACUUGCUGAGAAACAAGCAGCACAAGCGUGGAUCGUCCCUAAUCUUUAGGUACUACAUUGCCCCUAUCGCAGCCAUGCAGUAG